AUGUCAACAUCAAAUGCGCUUCAAACAGCUCUCGAAUUCAAAGAAGAAGGAAAUCAACUCUUGAAAAUCGGCACCAAUCUCCCACAAGUCAUUUCCCUCUACACCAAAGGUUUAAAAACACUCAAGAAAGCAACACAAGUUGAUUCAGAUCAAAAGAAUAAGAUUCUAGUUGAUCUGUAUAAUAAUCGAUCACAUGUUUAUUAUUUGAUGGGUAGUUUUUAUAAUGCUGUUCCAGAUGCACAAAAUUCAUUGGAAAUUGAUAAAGAAAAUGUCAAGUCACUAUUGAGAUUAGUUAGAGCAGCUAUCAGAGUUAACGAGUACUCAAAAGUGAUUGAAAAUUGUGAAAAGGCAGAAUUGUUGUUAAUGGGCAACUCGACAGAUUCUUCAAUUCUUACAAAGAAUGUUGAAAUAUUUAGAGAAUUUAAAGAAAAAGCACAAAUUGGUAAAGAAAAUCAUGAGAAAUUUAUGAAAGUUUUUCAAUUACUGGAAGAAAAGGAUAAUGCCCAAGUGAGGGAAAUUCUCGAUACAUUCAAUGAGGAUAUCAGUUUAGUUUGUGAUCAUCAUGGAGAAUCCUUCUUACAUUAUGCAUCCAGAAGUGGAAAUUUUGAAAUGGUCAAGUAUCUAUUGGAAGAAAAGAAGAUUUUCAUUGAUAUGCAAAAUUACAGAAGUGCCUCUCCAUUGUACUAUGCUGCCUAUUCAGGAUUUCCUGAGAUUGUUGAAUAUUUGAUGGAAAUGAGAGCCGACCCAACUCAUGCUUCAUCAUUCUCAGGUAGGAAACCUCAUGAGGUCUGCAGUUCUGGUGAGAUGAAGGGAAAACUCACUCAAUACUUUACAAAAUUUGAAAGUAUUAAGAAGGAUCCAUUCUAUAAUUUCAAAUAUAGAAUGGGAGAGUAUUGGAGACAGAAUUUAUUCUAUUUCCGUCAUCCUAAUGCUGAAGGUUAUUUUCAAGGACUUCAAGUUUUUCCAAAAGCAAGAGAAAUUGUUGUCAAUUCAGACAUUCAAGAAUUAUUGAAAGUUGUCAUUGAAAAAAGGAGUGAAUAUGACAGUUUCUUUACUGAUGAUAGAAAGAAUCAAGCUCAUGAUGAAUGUCUCUUGUGUAAUGAAAUUGUUGAAAAUUGUGCUAAAUGUAAAUUUUGCAGAAUGGUCAAUUUGUGCACCAAGUGUGAAAAUAGCUCAGAUCAAUCGAUUACCGUGAUGAAGACUAUUCAUCAGAAUAAUUGCAAAUCAGGAAUGUAUUUCUAGAAAUAAAAGAUUUACUGAAAUUCAUUUUC
This is a messenger RNA of Naegleria gruberi, 1271 nucleotides long. Its product is annotated as ankyrin domain-containing protein. The record is from RefSeq and is a predicted model, not a curated record. Gene Ontology annotation, molecular function: protein binding. Bases 1 to 1242 code for a protein of 413 amino acids. Lineage: Eukaryota; Heterolobosea; Eutetramitea; Acrasida; Naegleriidae. The transcript has a single exon.